GGACACCACGUUGGCUGGAGUUGGUGAUCCUAGGGUUCGGCUAGGGUUAGCUUUCCUUUUGUAUAUGAGCAGCCGAGUGAGGUGUGAGGGAAAACAACAAAUACACGAUCAAUAAUAUCAGUAGCUAGAAGAGUGUUCAGAGCUCUUCCGUGGAUUAGUCCUGGAUCAUCCAGGGAUACCACGUAAAUCCGGUGUCAGUUAUUUCAUUGUCAUUUCCGAUUGUUCAACAUGGUAUCAGAGCUUCCGCCACUGAAUUCCGAUCGUCCCUCUGUCCGUCUGACAUCAACAAAUUUCGCGUUAUGGGAGUUUCAAUUCCGAGUGUUCGUGGAAGGUCAUGGUUUGCUGGGUAUUCUUGACGGGACUGUUCCGCAACCGCGACCAACCCUUCCCGCGUCUGAGAUCGAGCAAUGGAACCAGCGAGAUGCUCGAGUUCGUCACUGGCUGCUCGGAUCAGUCGAUCCCUCCACUUGUUUAAGUCUUUGACCGUUUGCCACCGCGCAUCAGAUGAUGCAGCGACUGAAAGCUACUUACUCUACCGUGAACGUUGCUCGGCAGUUCGAGCUGCAAACUGCACUGGCGCGCCUUGAGCAAGGCGACUUGUCCAUCACCGAGUACUUCAACUCAGCCCAGGAAUUGUGGACUGAACAUGAUAUCAUUCAGGCCACGAUUCGACCUCAAGCUGUCACCACGGAUGCCCUGGCCGAGAGACAACAAACUCGGCUGUUCCAGUUCUUGAUGAGAUUGCGGCCCGAGUAUGAAGCUGUGCGCACAACAUUGCUUAAUCAGGCAGAAUUGCAAUUUGAUGGUAUGCUGGGGGUUUUGGUUCGUGAGGAAACGCGGCUACGAACUCAAGCCCAGCUUGAUGUGCGACCGGGAGCAGGGGAGUCAGUUUUUUCGGCUUCUCAAUCCACCGCCUAUGCUGCCGAUCGCCUUCAGUUUCAACGUCGCACUCCGAUCUCUGAACUAGAGUGUCACCAUUGCCACGAACGUGGCCACCUGAAGAAACACUGCCGUGGAUGGAACUUUUGCGUUUAUUGCAAAAGAACCGGUCAUAUUGUCUUGGAUUGCCGAACUCGGCAGCGCCAUGAAGCGCGCGCACAAGGAGGAAUUAUGGCUGCCUUUUCCCAGCGGCCUGCAUCCGCAUCAGGAACCUUUUCGGGAUCUUCUUCUCGGAUUUAUGAUCGCCAAGCAGCUCCUGCUGUGGACCGUCCGCACCGAGCAGCAUAUGUGGCCGAAGCGAGCAGCAGUGGUGGCGGUGGUGGUCUGUCCGCCCAAGACAUUGAGCACAUGGUAAACGCUGCACUCCAAAGGUCACUGCCGACAGCCAUAAAUGCUGCUUUUGCAACCCUUCAUGGUAACUCAGGUAAGCUGUCUCCUUGGAUCCUUGAUUCCGGUUGUUUCAACCAUAUGACUCGUGAUUCUAGUUGUUUAACGAACGUGCUACCGGUUAAUGAUCUGUCUUUGCGGGUAGCAAAUGGAAAUCAGUUACAAGUUAGUGGUAUGGGUAUGAUGCAUGAUUCUCACCUUGAUUUACCACAUACUCUUCAUGUACCACAACUUGUUCCUAACUUAGUUUCUGUGGGACAACUUACCAAAGCUGGCUGUUCUGUUUUGUUUGCACCAUCCGGUUGUGUUAUCCAGGACCUGAAGACGGGGAGGCAGAUCGGCAGAGGGAGUAAACGGGGGAGGAUCUUUCACUUAGAAGAACUUGGAAAAUCUUCAUCAUCAUUAUCUAUCAGUAAUCAUCGUGAUAGGUCUGUCAGUAGUCCUGCAUCUUUUCCUACAUGUUUUUCGAGUCAGUCUAGUGAUGUUUGGGAUCUUUGGCACAAUCGUUUAGGACACCCUCAUUCGAGUCGUUUGGCUGUGAUGUUUAGGCAGUCUUUGCUUGGUAAAAAUAAUGCUUGUACCUCUGCGAAACAUUCUUGCACGAGCUGUGUCGAAGCAAAAACCAGUAGUCGGUCAUUUCCUUCUAGUACCACUGUGAUUGAUCAACCAUUUCAUGUUAUUCAUACUGAUCUGUGGGGACCUUCAUCUGUUCUUUCUCGACAUGGCUUUCGUUAUUUUGCCUUGUUUAUUGAUCAUGCUACUCGUUUCACUUGGGUGUAUUUCCUGCGUCAAAAAUCAGAACUUCGAUCGGUCGCUACUGAAUUUCUAAAAAUGAUACAUACUCAAUUUGAUAGACCAGUGAAAAUUGUGCGUUCUGAUCCUGGUGGGGAAUUUAGUUCCUCUCCAUUGUAUGAAGUGUAUCGUUCUCUAGGCAUUCUGACUCAGAAAUCUUGUCCCGGUGUUUCUCAACAAAAUGGUCUGGUUGAACGCAAAAAUCGUCAUGUCCUCGAUCUUACUCGUGCUCUUCUUCUUGCCUCGAAUGUCCCUAGUCGGUUUUGGCCUGAGGCAGUAGCCACUGCGGUUCGUCUUAUCAAUUAUCAAGUUACCCCGGUUUUGAAAAACACCAGUCCUUACUUUGCCUUGUACUCAAAACAUCCUGACUACACUAGUCUUCGUGUUUUUGGCUCGCUUUGCUUUGUUCUUCUUCCGCGGCGAGAGCGUACUAAACUGUCUUCUAAAACUGCUAGGUGUGUCUUUCUUGGGUAUAGUGAUGUGCAUAAAGGCUAUUUAUGUUUUGAUCCUCAAUCUCAGCGUAUGCGCAUUGCUACCACCGUUGUUUUCUUUGAACAUAUCAUGUACUACACCGAUGCUUCUUCCUCGCCUAGUUUUCUGCCGUCUACUUUAUCCUUACCUGGUUUCAGUCAUGAUGAUAUUGAUGGUGUUGAUUUCUUUCCACCGACUCCCCCCGACACUCCUGACUCCAAUUUGUCUUCCCCGGGCGGCUCUUCGUCUAGUUCUACAUCAUCACCGCCGCCCCAUCUCACGUCCAGCUCUACUGCUUCUGCGUCUCCAUCUUCGCCGGUCUCUGCUUCUCCAUCCAGUUCAUCCUCUGCAGCGCCAACUACAUCUCAUGGCUUGUCUACAUCACCAGCUCCUUUACCUCGUCAUUCCACCCGUUCCACAAGAGGUAUUCCCCCACCUAAAUUUAACGACUAUGUUGCUCAUGGGGUGGAUGCUUUCCUUGUCCCAACUCGCUACAAGCAAGCUCAAGGAGAUCCGGUUUGGGAUUAUGCGAUGAAGAAAGAGUUGGAUGCCUUACAUGCCAACAAUACCUGGACCUUAGUUCCGCGACCUCCUCCUUCUACCUCUGUUGUUGGCUGCCGUUGGGUGUACACAAUUAAAAUGAAUCCUGAUGGUACGAUUGAGCGCCAUAAGGCUCGCUUGGUUGCUCAGGGGUUUACACAGGAAAUAGGGAUUGACUACAGUGAAACAUUUGCCCCGGUGGCCAAGAUGUCUACUGUUCGCACUUUAUUGGCUGUUGCUUCUCUGCAGAAUUGGCCUCUGUAUCAGUUGGACGUGAAGAAUGCCUUCCUUCAUGGUGAUUUAGAUGAGGUCAUCUAUAUGGAGCGUCCUCCUGGGUAUACUCUUGGUACUGCUGAUCAGGUUUGCCGCCUUAAUCGGUCUUUAUAUGGUCUUAAACAGGCACCUCGUGCCUGGUUCGAGAAAUUUCAGGCUACUAUCACUGCACUUGGUUAUCAGCAGAGUUUGAAUGAUCCAUCCCUUUUCACCAAGAAAACCUCGUCCGGUCUGGUUGCUUUGCUGCUUUAUGUUGAUGAUAUGGUUAUCACUGGGUCCGAUCCUGCCGGUAUUCAGAGUUUGAAGGAUGGUCUUAGUGCGGCAUUUAAUCUUAAAGACCUCGGUGAUCUGUCUUAUUUCCUUGGUCUUGAGGUUACUCGUAAUGCCAAGGGGCUUCUCUUGAGUCAGCGGAAAUAUAUAUCCGAUCUGCUGUCUGAUCAUCAGUUUCAUGACUGCAAGCCUGUUUCUACACCGAUGGAACCUAAUCUUCAUCUCAGUCGUUCUUCUGGUUCUCCUCUUCCGGAUGCCACUGCUUAUCGGAGUAUUGUUGGGAGUCUGAUAUAUCUUGCUGCGACUCGCCCCGACCUUUCUUAUCCUGUGCAAGUUGUCAGUCAAUUCAUGGCAUCUCCCUGCACUGAUCAUUUAGCAGCCGUUCAUCGUAUCCUUCGAUAUCUUCAGGGCACUCGAGAUGUCGGCAUGUUUUUUCCUUCCUCCGGUGCAUUGGCCCUUCGUGCGUACUCCGACUCCGACUUUGCGGGCUGUGUCGAUACUCGACGAUCUACUACUGGCUGGGCUGUACAAUUUGGUUCUGCUUUUAUCUCCUGGCGAUGUAAGAAGCAAGACAAGGUAUCUAAGUCAUCCACCGAGGCGGAAUACAGGGCCAUGUCUGAUGUCGCUUCUGAACUUGUUUGGUUACGUCGUCUCCUCGGUGAUCUAGGAGUACUCUGUUCUCUUCCUAUGGAUCUGUUUGUGGAUAACACCAGCGCUAUCCGGAUUGCCGUCAAUCCUGUUCUACAUGAUCGCACCAAGCACAUCGAAAUUCAUGUUCACUACAUACGCGAUCUUGUUGGGGAUGGUACCAUUACUCUUCACUAUGUCCGCACGGAAGAUCAGAUUGCUGAUGUUUUCACAAAGGCAUUCUCCACCAGUCGUCAUUGGUAUCUCUCGAGCAAAUUGAUGCUUUGUGACCAGCAUCAAUUUGGGGAGGCUGUUAGCAGGUGUUAAUUAAUGGGUUAAUUAUUGUUGGGUUAGAGGUUAAUUGUUUGUAGUUAUUAGGCCCAAUGAUGUUGCCCAUUUACGUUAGCCCAUGUAACCUAUGCAUGGACACCACGUUGGCUGGAGUUGGUGAUCCUAGGGUUCGGCUAGGGUUAGCUUUCCUUUUGUAUAUGAGCAGCCGAGUGAGGUGUGAGGGAAAACAACAAAUACACGAUCAAUAAUAUCAGUAGCUAGAAGAGUGUUCAGAGCUCUUCCGUGGAUUAGUCCUGGAUCAUCCAGGGAUACCACGUAAAUCCGGUGUCAGUUAUUUCAUUGUCAUUUCCGAUUGUUCAACAAAAUCAUAUUUUAUUUUUCCCGUCUGAAUAUUGAUAAUAUCACAUGCACUAAUUUUGCCCAAGUAUUGAACGUAUUUUUUCAAUCAACAUGCAACUCUAAA
This is a messenger RNA of Linum trigynum, 5053 nucleotides long. Lineage: Eukaryota; Viridiplantae; Streptophyta; Magnoliopsida; Malpighiales; Linaceae. The record is from the annotation of a GenBank genome assembly.